AUGUCAUUUGAUGUCAAUUGGGAAAACUUGGUUGGUGAUGGAUCUAUAAACGAUACUUUUCGAAAAUUUUUAGAUCAUCAGUUUAGAACUUUGACAUUGCCACCAUAUAUCGAUGAUAUCAGGGUUACCAAGUUCAGCUUAGGAAGCAUACCUCCAGAGAUUACAAUUAGGCAUAUCGGGGAUCCUUUUAAAGAAUUCUACGAGGAUGGGGAAGAUGAGGGAGAGCAAGGUAGGGCAGCUACACGGACCUUCCUGAGUGGAUCUAGCACUAGUGAUGAAGAAGAUGAGCAAGAAGAAAAGGGGGAAAAUCUGCGUACGGCCAUCAGCAGCAAUGACCUUACCACUAAAGAGAUCCCAAUUACGAAUAUAAGCGGUAAUAUUAAUAGUACACCACUAUCUUCCUCUCCUUCAUUGAAAAGGAAAACUUCUGAUCCUCUACAUUUAAUGACUGGUAAUGGAGGGGGAAGCUUGAAUUAUUUGAAUAAUUAUGGGAUGAAUAAUAUAGUAGGAUUGGGCCACUUGAAUGCAUCAAUCUCUCAUAAUCGACCCAGAACACCAACUGAUAAUCCUAAUGAAUUUAUGAAAGAGCUGAAUAAUGGCUCUACUAAAGUGAAUCCUGGAGAACAAAGUAAACUACCGCCUAUUAGCGAAAAUGACAUACAAUGCAUAGUAGAUGUUGAUUACCUGGGGGACUUGUGUAUGGAGGUCACUGUGAAUUUAUUGGUUAACUUUCCGUCGCCGCAAUUUAUAUCUCUUCCUAUAAAGUUGCAUGUCUCAGAUUUGGCAAUUCAUUCUGUUGCUGCAAUUGCUUAUUUGAAAAAUUGUAUAUUCUUCUCACUCUUAUGUGAUAUUGAUGACAAUGUGGCUGAUUACUUUUCCUCAUUUCAUGCUGAAUCCAAUAACAAUGGGUCCACAUUAAAUACCGGAGGUAACUUUGUGGAUUAUAUCACAGCACCAAAUACAAGAGAAAGAAUAGAUAUAAUUAAAAAAGUCAAGAUAGAAUCUGAGAUUGGAGAAGUCGAAAAUAAUAUUCUAAGGAAUGUAGGUAAAGUUGAAAGGUUCCUAAUAGAAAAAUUACGAACUUUAUUGAGGGAGGAAAUUGCUUGGCCGAGUUGGGUUUGUUUUGAUAUGAACGAUUCGGAUGUAGAUGACGAUAACGAUUCGGAUGAUGAUGAUGAUGAUAUUGACGAUGAGAAGCCAAAUCUCAAUAAUAAUAGUUAUAAUAAUAAGAAUAAUAAAUAG
Priceomyces carsonii is the source of this 1242-nucleotide messenger RNA. Its product is annotated as ERMES complex subunit. Gene Ontology annotation, cellular component: ERMES complex. The transcript has a single exon. The record is from RefSeq and is a predicted model, not a curated record. The coding region runs from base 1 to 1242 and encodes 413 amino acids. Gene Ontology annotation, molecular function: lipid binding. Lineage: Eukaryota; Fungi; Ascomycota; Pichiomycetes; Serinales; Debaryomycetaceae. Gene Ontology annotation, biological process: phospholipid transport; mitochondrion organization.